AUGUAUCCAUCACCUGUUGUUGAAGAUCAACCAGGCGCGUCGGAUCUGAACCUCACCUGGGACUCAGAUCAAGAUUAUGAUGAAUGUGUAUAUUAUCAUGAAGGAAGUGAUCUGUACGCGGAAGAUGUUGACGGUCAGAUAGGGGUACUGCCAGAAGUACCUGUGACGACGGAAGAUGUGAAGCUCUUGAUCGGCAAAGGCAAUGUCCUUCCGCUGCCGGCCAGAAGUGUUGUAUAUGACAUCGACGUCGGAGGAGCGAGGCAUAUUGCCCUGAAGUGUCGUAAGUUGCGAAUCCAGUUUAGGGAAAAGCUGACAGACCUGAUCAAGGGUCUGUUGUCUACCAAGAUGAUCAAUUACUCUAGGUCACCGUGGGCUUCCUGA
Phytophthora megakarya is the source of this 381-nucleotide messenger RNA. The record is from the annotation of a GenBank genome assembly. Lineage: Eukaryota; Oomycota; Peronosporomycetes; Peronosporales; Peronosporaceae.